CAUAAUAACGAGUAGGCACGGUGUGGAUGUAAGUAAAUUAGAAGGAUCAAAACAGCGAAACAGAAUGAAAAUUACUUGGUUUGUGGUGGUGCUGUGUGUUGGACUGGCACUUUGCGGACCGUCGUUCAACAAACACAGAAGAUCUUCAGUUAAUGGGAACGGGAAUAUGCCUAGAAGAAAGCGAGCAGUAUUUGUGAAGAAACUGUGGAUAAACAAUGAAAUACCAUACAGAAUUGAUGGUCGAGGAUUUGACGCGGGUCAGAUUGCUACGAUAAAGGAUGCGAUGAGACGGUGGGAGAGCGUCUCGUGUGUACGAUUCGUCGAGAGGCAAGAAGAGCACUUGCAAGGAGUCGUGUUUUUAGGCACAGGAGGGUGUCAAUCGUACAUCGGAGCCACGCGCUUCGCAGAACAACCACUAUAUCUCGGACGAGGAUGUUUUCGAAUGAAAGGGAUCGUGUUGCAUGAGCUUGGUCACGUUUUGGGACUGUUACAUGAACACAGUCGCCCUGAUCGGGACAAAUACGUCAACGUCACUGUGGACGUUUGGGAUAAAUAUUACACAGAGUAUGUCAAAGCGAGUUGGAAGAACGUGCUGACUUUCGGCCUGCCAUACGACUACUUGAGCGUGAUGCACUAUAAGGACAGCACUAAAACAACUAUGGCAGCGAAAGAAAAAACAUCAUCUUCAGAUCAAGAUUGUUUCCCUGGUGACGGGCAGCUGCUCCUUGACAACGGCAAUAUGGUGGAUAUGAAGGACCUAAGCACUGGACACAGAGUAUUAACAGUACAAGCUGGCCGGCGUGUCUUUACGGAAGUGAAAACCUUCUUAAAGCGCUACAUCCACCAGAAUACUACCUACCGGACACUGAUUACAGAACAGGGACAUCACGUGACAAUGUCAUACAACCAUUUGAUCUUUGCAUCAGCAACAAACACGUCUGCCAACAUGGAAUCUAGAUUUGCGAUGUCUGUGAAACCAGGUGAUUACAUUUUCACAACAAAAGCAUGCGGCAGAGAUCUGUGCCCAGAACGAGUAGUGCAAGUAUCGGUUAGCUUGAAACAAGGUCUGUACGUUCCAGUCACUGACGCAGGAACGCUUGUAGUGAAUGGAAUAUUUGCGUCAUGUUACGCGUCAUGUCCACAUCACCUCGGACAUUUAUUCGUGUCACCCUUCCGCUGGUUUCCAUGGCUGCUGGAUCCAUGGCAACAAGAUGGCUACAGUCCUAUCAUAUCUGGUUUGGAAUAUCUAGCAAGCAGAUUUCUACCUAUGAGUUUGUCUCAGGGUGUUAAAACUGCUUCCACCUCUCAAUUCCGAUGAAGCAGUAUUCUACCAUCAGUGAAAACACAGUCAUCAGGCGCUGGUAGAGGGAUGGGACACUGUCCCUCUGAUGGAUAAUCAAAUUAGUUUCAUUUUUAAUGGAAAACCAUAGCUAAAGGGAAAAGUAAAACUCUGAAAAACUUGA
Gigantopelta aegis is the source of this 1463-nucleotide messenger RNA. Its product is annotated as indian hedgehog protein-like. Bases 65 to 1318 code for a protein of 417 amino acids. The transcript is spliced from 11 exons. Gene Ontology annotation, biological process: intein-mediated protein splicing; protein autoprocessing. The record is from RefSeq and is a predicted model, not a curated record. Gene Ontology annotation, molecular function: zinc ion binding; metalloendopeptidase activity. NCBI's taxonomy places the organism in Eukaryota, Metazoa, Mollusca, Gastropoda, Neomphalida, Peltospiridae.